AAGGCAUGAGUUUUGCUGCCAUCAUGAACGGUCUCCAAGCAUUUCUGCUUCUCCAAGUUCUGACAUGUCUCGGACAAAUAGGACAUGGGAGUGAAAUCAUACAUGGACAAAAAGCCCCGGAGAACUCAUUUUUGUACAUGGUCUCGCUCCAGAACAACAGAGGUCAUGUGUGUGGAGGAUUUCUGAUUCGUGAGGACUUUGUCAUGACGGCUGCGCACUGUUACAGAUUCUCCCCUUUACAUGUUGUUCUUGGCACCCAUAAUCUCAAGGAUCUCCAUAAUGAAAAAAUAGAAGUUGAAAAGCGUUUCAUUACUCCAUUUUUUAAUUACACUGACCUGCGAGAUGACAUCAUGCUCCUUAAAUUAGCAAACAAAACUCAACUGAACUCCAGAGUGCAAACAAUUCAGCUUCCACCUGGUGAAAUAAACCUAGAAGACAAUGAAAUAUGUCAGGUGGCUGGAUGGGGUAAGACUAGUAGCAACGGUCCCUCUGUGGAUGAGCUGAGAAUGGUGGAUGUGUCUGUCAUUAACCCACGUGAAUGUAAAGAGAUGUGGGAUCAUAAGAAAUUUGUGCUUCCUGCUAACGUUAUCUGUGCAGGCGGAUAUCCCAGAAACAAGGGAUUCUGUCAGGGUGAUUCUGGUGGACCUCUGGUGUGCAAGAGGAAGGCUGUUGGUGUUGUGUCUUUCAACAGAAAUUCUAUCUGUAAAUACCCAGAUGUUCCCAACAUCUAUACGGAUAUUUCAAAACACCUUAAAUGGAUCAACUUGGUUCUAAAGCAUAAUUGAAUGCAAAAAUAUGUCACAAAGCUUUGCUUCAGCACACUUUAGUCUUAAUGAGGAGGCGGUGUCGUGUCUUGCAGUUGACUUUCUCUGCCAGUGUUUGCUCUGCAACAAAAAAAGGCGAA
This is a messenger RNA of Mugil cephalus (flathead mullet), 904 nucleotides long. RefSeq names its product duodenase-1-like. The coding region runs from base 6 to 785 and encodes 259 amino acids. The record is from RefSeq and is a predicted model, not a curated record. Gene Ontology annotation, biological process: proteolysis. The transcript has 5 exons. Lineage: Eukaryota; Metazoa; Chordata; Actinopteri; Mugiliformes; Mugilidae. Gene Ontology annotation, molecular function: serine-type endopeptidase activity.